Messenger RNA from Salmo salar (Atlantic salmon), 1669 nucleotides. The record is from RefSeq and is a predicted model, not a curated record. Lineage: Eukaryota; Metazoa; Chordata; Actinopteri; Salmoniformes; Salmonidae.
ACGACAGGUCGGAGGUGGACGGCUCUGUGGUUUCCAUGGUUUCAGCCACCUCGUCCUCCAGCAGACUCCUUCCUCCUAAAGAACGUCUGAGAGAGAAGAGUUUCGAGUACUGCCAACGCCUCAUAGAACAGAGUGACCGCAAGGCGCUGAAGAGAGCAGACGCAGAGCUCCAGAAAGCAUGCCUGGUGGAGGCCGUGUGUAUCCUGGACGGUGUGUGUGUAGAGGACGCUGGUUGUGUGUACCGUUCCUUCCCGUGUGUGAAGUCGCUGUUCGGCCGUCUGAACUCUGACCUGUCCUGCAGCCGAGUCCUCCUGCCCAUCGCUCAGUUCUACCUGAACCACGGCGAGGCUGCAGCGGUGGACGGUGAGUGUGUGUGGAGGUGUGUGUUCGGAGUUCUCCCGGCGGAGUGUUUCAACGACCCCUUUCUGGCCCACGAGACGCUGUCCUUCAUCAGAGCCAAUCGGCUGCAGCUACGCUCCUCCGUCCCGCUGUACGCCCACUACUUCCCUAACCUGCUCAAGUUCCUAGCGUGGGACAGUCCAGGCCUGGUAUCUGACUAUGUGGAUGUGCUGCCCUCUCUGGUCACGGCUGGGACUGCAGUGGAGCUGCUGCACUCUCUACUGGACUUGCCCUGUCUCACUGCUGCGCUCAUCCUUCAGCUCAGGUCCGCUUGCUUCCCUGUGUCUGAGCCAGGAGGCCGCGGUCUGUCGUCGCUGGAAGCUUUCCGAAGCCCCGCCCAUAGAGGCCUCUUCCUGUUCCUGUUGAGAGGGGAGGCGGGGUCUGGUGAUACCAUGGACAGACUGAGCGUGCUCCAUGACCUGCUGAUGGAGGCAGCUGAUUGGUCCAGAGUCAUCCAAUCAGCUCAAAGUGUUCCAGUGCUGCUGCACGUCUACUUCAACACAGUUACCACGGUAUCAGAUGAGAGGCUGCUGGCCCAGCUGGUGUUGGUGCUGCUGGAGAGAAGCAGCCUGUUGUUGAACAUCCCCAGAUACACUGCAGAGAUACACCGAGUUUUUAGCCACCACUUGUUGAAGCUGUGUAAGCUCCACCCCUCUCUGGUUGUUGACCAAUCACGGGAGCUGCUGGAGUUUGCUGGAACCACCACUAACAUCAACAGCAAAGAAGACCUGUACACACAUGUGGUGUGGGUACUCGGUGAGUACCUGUCGGUGUCAUUUGACUCUCGGUGUUCUGUGGAUCUGGUUACUUCCUGUUUCGAGACAUUGGAGGCAGUCCUCUUCGAGAUCACUUCCUCUGGAAGCCCCUCCCCUAGGGUGGUUACCUCCUUACUGAGCGCGCUCGCUAAACUGGCUUCCCGUUCCCAUGACCUCAUACCCAGGGUUUCUCUGUUCCUCUCUAAGCUUCGGAGCGGAGCGGUCUCCUGGUGCGGCAGUGAGGAGGACGUUGUCGCCGUAGUGACCAGAGGGGAGGAGUUAUGGUCGCUGCUGAAACUUCCGAGCGUGGCGCUGAGUGUUCUGACCCCGCCUCCUCCCGUCGCCACUUCCCCCCGUUGGCACGGAGACGCCAACGCAGCGCUGCCACAGAGACUCAGAACACUGACUGGCCUCACACACACACACACACACACACACGCUAAAAUAUAACCUUAAAUGAUUUAUGUUUUCAAUAAAUGUUACUGUAUGUUUUCAAUAAAUUAACUUGUAAAUUA